GGGAGGGCAUAAAACAAGUGAAACAUUUUUGUUGUUGUGACAGAGAAAAAGAAACAUUAGGCGCGUAAAAGGCGCAAAGAAUUGGAAGAUCCGCCCAGGAGGAACAAACAUCAUCAUAAGCUGACAGCAUUUUGGAUUGGAUCCUUAAAGAAGAGAGAGAAAAACAACAACAUUUUUAGAGAGAGAAAGAGAAAAACAAGAACAACAAUUAAGAUUUUUUUGUUUUUUUUUUUGGAAAGUUUGAGGAAUUUUUUUGAUUAUUACAAAACAGGGACAUGGAGAUUCUCGUCCUCCUAUGAUCCCUUCCUUCCUUGUAUAUUUGGUUUCACAGCUUCAUUCUCCAUUGCUGUGAUCCCAUUCCCUUCUUUCUCUCUCCUCUUUCAUCUGCAUUUUCCAUUUUGGUGAAAGAGGAUAUAUAAUAAUAAUAAUUGAAGGAACCCCAGAAGAAAAUUUUUGAUUUUUAAGAGGAAUUUGAUUCUGGGUCAUUUGGGUUUUUUUAUGGGUUUUGGGGAAUUUAAGAGGUAAAUUUUGGUGACACACACGUGUGGUGGUGGUGCCAUGAUUAGGAGUAGAAAUUCUCAAAUUGGGUCUUCUCCUUCUGGAGGUGGGGCCCAUGAUAUGAAACCAAGGAGGCUUUAUCAAGUUUGGAGGGGUGGCAAUAAAUUUCUCUGUGGUGGGAGACUGGUUUUUGGUCCUGACGUAGCUUCCUUGUUUCUUACAACAUUCCUAAUUGCUGCACCUGCAAUUGCAUUUUGUGUUAAGAUGUAUCUUAAAGCAAAGCAUGAGAAGGCCAAUAAUGGUGAUCAUCUUUUUUGGUGUCCUGUAGUGAUUGUGGGUUCAGUUCUCACUAUUCUGGAUUUCCUAUUCCUUCUCUUGACUUCUGGGAGAGAUCCUGGAAUUAUCCCGAGAAAUUCAACACCUCCAGACUAUGAUGACGCGUUUAAUAUACCUACUCCUUCUAUGGAGUGGAUUAAUGGUUCGACCCCUCAUUUAAAACUACCUCGAACUAAAGAUGUACUUGUGAAUGGUCAUACGGUGAAAGUGAAGUUCUGUGAUACAUGCUUGCUAUAUCGACCGCCUCGUACUUCUCAUUGUUCUAUAUGCAACAACUGUGUCCAGAGAUUUGAUCAUCACUGCCCCUGGGUUGGCCAGUGCAUCGGAAGACGAAACUAUCGGUACUUCUUCAUGUUUAUUUCAACAUCAACCAUUUUGUGCCUAUAUGUCUUUGUGUUCUCUUGUAUCAAUCUUUCGCAGAAAGAUUUUUGGGAUGGAAUCUCACAUGAUUAUGUAUCGGAUUUUCUCAUUAUAUACUGCUUCAUUGCUGUCUGGUUUGUUGGUGGGCUCACAGCUUUCCAUUUCUAUCUCAUUUGUACAAAUCAGACAACUUACGAGAACUUCCGGUACCAAUAUGAUAAAAAAGGGAACCCAUACAAUAAGGGAUCACUAAGAAAUAUUGGAGAAACGCUUUGUUCCAGUAUUCCUGCUUCAAUGAAUAAUUUCCGAUCGUUUGUACAACAGGAUGAACAUACGAUGGUUGGGUGUUUGACUCCGAAUCUUGCGGAUGGGAUUUUGACUCCAAAGGAGAAAAUUGAUGUUGAAAUGGGAUCUAGGCGUGCAGACGACGGUGGUUUUCCAAUUCCCGAACUUCUGCGAAAUUUUGAUUUUGAUAGUUUUGAGGAUGACAUGAAGUUUGAAGACGAGGAGGGACAACAUUCAUUUGAUCCAUUCUACAGUGUUGAGGAAGACGUAAAAGAUUCGAGCCGAACAUCUAAUGCUACAGUUUUAAAUUUCCAUAGUAUCGCAAUCGAAGAUUCAACGGAAGAGUCUGUUUGUAGCUCCCAUGCUGGAUUCGAAGUCACAGAAUCUGAUCAAAGGCUUGUUACUGUUGAUGAAAUAAAUGCAACUAAAGCAACUGAUGACAGAAAUGACUCAUGUUAAGCUAUAAUGCCAACUUUUGCUCUUUAAUGCAUAGAGGUCCUCUCUUUGAUUACCUGUUUGCCUAUGGAGGAUAGUCCUUCCAUACCACAUUGGUUUGCAGCAGUUGGUGGUUUGUAAGAAUUCUGAAUAUGCAGGAUUCAUGCAAAAUUCAUUGAUGCUAUAAAGGAGGGGCUGACGUUGCACUUCCUCUCUCAUUUUGGUAUAAAACUUUGGCAAGUGUUUGUUGUAUGAUGUGUAAACUCCACUUGCAUUCAAAAUAAUGCAGAAAAGAUUGUCUGGCUAAGUUUUAUGAUAGGUACUGUGCUAGAUGUGUCUGUCUACUCCACUUAGUCCCUUGUUAAAUUCUAGAUUGGUUGAUUUUUUUAUUUACUAGUGGAUAUUUAGAACUUCUGUAAGUAGUACAUUGAUACUGAUUUUUCUCUUCUGUAUGAUUCAAUUUAUCUGUCCCUCUCAUCAGGUCCUUUGCUUGUGAAGCAUGCAAUA
Molecule: messenger RNA, 2421 nt
Organism: Medicago truncatula (barrel medic)
Lineage: Eukaryota; Viridiplantae; Streptophyta; Magnoliopsida; Fabales; Fabaceae
Product: probable protein S-acyltransferase 4
Exons: 6
Coding region: 559-1938 (459 amino acids)
Biological process (GO): protein targeting to membrane; peptidyl-L-cysteine S-palmitoylation
Cellular component (GO): Golgi apparatus; endoplasmic reticulum
Molecular function (GO): protein-cysteine S-palmitoyltransferase activity
Source: RefSeq, a predicted model, not a curated record